AUGUUCACAAUCAUAAUAAGUAUUCCGACACUUUUAUCUAAAUAUCCUACAACAAAUCCAAAAGAUAAACUUGAUAUCUUUGCACAAUUAAUUAGACAAACGUGUCAAUUGCCAAAAUGUUAUCCUUCUUUGACUCAAGAUGUCGCAUUAAAAUUGCAAGAAGAUUGUUCUCAAGAUUUAAUGCAACAAAAUAUAAUGGCUACAUUGAAUUUUUUAUUAUUUUCUCAUUAUAAACCGAUACAAGAACUGAUUUGUCUAAGGAAUAGUUCAAGUAAAUACAAUUCUUAUUGUAUUUUAGAAACGUUAACAAGUUUUGAAGCUUAUCAAGAGAAAUCGAUUGUUUCGACCUCCUCAUUUGAAGAGAGAAAAAUACCUAAUCCAACAACUACUGUUACUACAACCCUUUCACCUCCAACAGCUACAACAAAUACAAACGAAAAAAGUUCAGAAAAUGAUGAUAAUAAAGGGAGUUUACCUCCAACGACGCCGGAGGAUGAUUCAUCAUUUUUUGAAACUUUACCCGAUUCAUUAAUUUGUACUGAUUGUAACAAGGCUAUGAUCUCAGUUGCAUUAAAUUAUCUCAAAGAAAAUCCGGCGGUAUUAAUGUUACUAAAUGUGAAUGAAAGUCAACAAAUACAACGAGCUUCUCUAAUACUUGAAUUAAAAUGUGGUAAUUCAUUCUUGGAUGUAACCAUUAAAAAGCAUGAAAUCACGUGGCCAAAAUCUCCAACUGUCAUUGAAGAGGGAUCUUUAGGAAAAACAUAUAAAGUACAAUAUAAGGGAACCGAUGCCGUAAUUAGAUCAAGCAAGGAUGAUUUGGAGGCGAUCUUGGAAGAAUUUCAUGUUCAUUAUAAACUUCGAGAACAUGAAAAUAUAUUAAAAUUCUACGGUAUAAUUAUAAAGUCAGAUAGGAUAGCAUUGAUUUAUGAAUAUACGGCUUAUGGAAAAUUAUCAACAUUUCUUAAAGAGAAUUCCUUAUUAGGAUGGGAAAUCAAAUCAAAAUUAUGUCAUGACAUAACGUUAGCAUUAUUUCAGUGUCAUGAGUUAAAUAUAAGCAAUUUUAAUUUAAAGUUGGAUGAUAUUUAUUUGACUGGUGAUUGGAUGGCUAAAAUCGCCGGUUUUAACAAUGAUUAUGAUAAAAGGAAAAGUCGAAAAAGUUUGAAUUCUCUCUCACCUGAUAAUUCUAUGCAUUGGGUUGCUCCUGAAGCUGUCUCUCUGGAUCAAGACAUGAGAUUAUCCUUUGAAAGGAAUCCGAAAUUAGCCGACAUUUAUUGUUUAGGACUAAUAUUUUGGGCAAUUGCAAUGAAUGGACAAAUCCCUUAUGAAGAAAAUGUGGAGAACAUAAUAGAAGAGAAGCGACAACGUAAUGCAAAUGAACUUUUACAAAAUCAUUUACCAAAAUCGAUUCCACCAGAAUUCUCGAAUUUAAUUUUUAAGAUGACAAAAUUCACCCCAAGGCAAAGACCAAAGUUGCUUACGAUACUUUGUACAUUGGAAAGAUUAUAUGAUUUUGAUAAUCAGCAAGAAUCAUUAUCAGUAACAAGUUCAAAAGGUUUUGAUGUCGAAAGUGAUAUCUCAGAGAAUUUGAUCUCAAAUCAACUUGAAAAUGUUAGUCAAGCGAGUCAAUUUUAUGCUGGUUCGAUGAGUUCAUUAAUGAAUAAUAGUGAUAGCAAUAUCUUAAUUCAUCAAGAAUAUCAAUUUUCGCAAAUCGAAAUCGAUUUAUUAGAAAAGAUUACCUCAUUAUAUUUGGAAGCGGAAAAGUUUGGAUACGAUUGGCUCAUAAAAAAUCUUAAAAGUUGGAUUGAAAUCGAGAAAAUGAAUCCAAAAACAAUUUUUGAUUUAAUUAACAUAGAUUUAAAUAAACAAUAUAGAAGAUGUAUCAUAGGAUAUUUUUACGAGGAAGGAUUUGGUACCUUUCGAGAUACAAAACAAGCUUACAAGUAUUAUAAGAAAUCGGCGGAAGAAGGUGAUCAUUAUGCUCAAAAUCAUUUGGCUUUAUGUUAUCAAGAUGGUAUUGGUAUAGAAAGAGAUAGUCUUAGAGCCUUUGAUUGGUUCACAGAAUCUGCUUCCGGUGGCAAUGUUUCUGCUCAAAAUAAUCUUGCCAUGUGUUUUGAUUAUGGCAAGGGUACUGGUCCAAAUCGUGUCAAGGCCUUUACUUUAUAUAAAACUGCUGCUGAAGGUGGCAAUGUUUUGUCUCAAUAUUCACUUUCAUUAUGUUAUGAGGGUGGUUAUGGUACUAGCAUAGAUAAAAAAAAGGCUUGGAAAUGGUUAGAAACUGCAGCUAAAAAUGGAAAUUUGGCUGCCAUUGAAACUUUAAAGGCAAGAAAAAGAAAAAAUCAAAACUGGUUUACAAAAGGAAAUUUAUUUUCCAAGAAAAAUGUAAGUACUUUUAUUAAAUAA
Molecule: messenger RNA, 2400 nt
Organism: Funneliformis geosporum
Lineage: Eukaryota; Fungi; Glomeromycota; Glomeromycetes; Glomerales; Glomeraceae
Source: the annotation of a GenBank genome assembly